UGUAACCCUGCGGUACACGUGCGUGCGCCAGGUGGUCGCUGCGGUAGCAUGGACGCUUUGGAUCGAGUUGUAAAGCCCAAAACAAAAAGAGCCAAGAGAUUCCUUGAGAAAAGAGAACCGAAACUCAGUGAAAAUAUUAAAAAUGCUAUGCUGAUUAAAGGGGGCAAUGCAAGUUCAACAGUGACACAAGUACUUAGAGAUGUGUAUGCACUGAAGAAACCAUAUGGAGUUCUGUAUAAAAAGAAAAAUAUUACAAGACCAUUUGAGGAUCAGACAUCAUUGGAAUUUUUUUCAAAGAAGUCAGAUUGUUCUUUAUUCAUGUUUGGCUCCCAUAAUAAGAAGCGGCCAAAUAAUCUAGUAAUAGGUCGUAUGUAUGACUACCAUGUGCUGGAUAUGAUCGAACUAGGUAUCGAGAAGUUUGUCUCCCUUAAAGAUAUUAAGAAUAGUAAAUGUCCGGAGGGAACAAAACCCAUGUUAAUAUUCGCAGGUGAUGAUUUUGAUGUAACAGAAGACUACAGAAGGCUAAAAAGCCUUUUUAUUGAUUUCUUCAGAGGCCCCACAGUAUCAAACGUCCGCCUGGCUGGUUUAGAGUAUGUUCUGCACUUCACUGCACUGAAUGGGAAGAUUUACUUUCGAAGCUAUAAGUUGCUGUUGAAGAAAUCUGGCUGCAGAACACCUCGGAUUGAAUUGGAAGAGAUGGGACCCUCAUUGGAUCUGGUUCUGAGGAGGACACACCUAGCAUCAGAUGACCUUUAUAAGUUAUCUAUGAAAAUGCCCAAAGCCCUCAAGCCAAAGAAGAAGAAAAAUGUCUCUCAUGAUACUUUUGGUACAACUUAUGGAAGAAUUCAUAUGCAGAAGCAAGACCUAAGCAAACUACAAACCAGGAAAAUGAAGGGGUUGAAGAAGCGACCUGCAGAAAGGAAAGCAGAAGACCAGGAGAAAAAAUCAAAGAGAAUUAAAAAGGAUUGAUGGAAUAUAGCCAAUAACUGCAUUUUUAUUGUAGUCUUUACUUAGAAUUAUCAAGCAUCAAUUAUUUCAGAGUUUCUUGUAAGGUUUUAUUGUAUAUUUUUAUAACUUGAUAAUUUACCUAAAUUAUAUAUUAUAUACAUUGUGAACAGUAACAUACUAGUAUUAGGUUGAAAGUUAGGCUCUUACUGGAGACAUUACACCCUGGUAUGCCGUUUUCUCUCUGUGAUGUGACAUUUCCCUCUGCCUACCCCCUACAAAGUCU
Eubalaena glacialis (North Atlantic right whale) is the source of this 1231-nucleotide messenger RNA. Its product is annotated as ribosome production factor 2 homolog. The coding region runs from base 49 to 969 and encodes 306 amino acids. NCBI's taxonomy places the organism in Eukaryota, Metazoa, Chordata, Mammalia, Artiodactyla, Balaenidae. The record is from RefSeq and is a predicted model, not a curated record. Gene Ontology annotation, cellular component: nucleolus. The transcript has a single exon. Gene Ontology annotation, molecular function: rRNA binding. Gene Ontology annotation, biological process: ribosomal large subunit assembly; maturation of LSU-rRNA from tricistronic rRNA transcript (SSU-rRNA, 5.8S rRNA, LSU-rRNA).